Molecule: messenger RNA, 1479 nt
Organism: Penicilliopsis zonata CBS 506.65
Lineage: Eukaryota; Fungi; Ascomycota; Eurotiomycetes; Eurotiales; Aspergillaceae
Exons: 3
Coding region: 1-1479 (492 amino acids)
Biological process (GO): intracellular mRNA localization
Cellular component (GO): nuclear outer membrane-endoplasmic reticulum membrane network; ribonucleoprotein complex; endoplasmic reticulum
Molecular function (GO): mRNA binding
Source: RefSeq, a predicted model, not a curated record
AUGACCGAUUCUACCCCCGUUAGCGAGCCUACCGUCAGGCCUACCAAGCCGGAUGAGGAGGCAUACAAGGCCGAUCUUGCCAAUGCUGAGAAGGAACACACUGCCGUUCAGGAGAAGCUGAACCAGGUGAAGGCCAAGAUCGAAAGUGCUCGCCCUAACAACCAAGACUCGCCUGCGGCGAAGAGGCAGCAGGAGCUGCGGGCUGAGCUCUCCGCGAUCCGUCAGAAGCAGUCUGGCUUCAAGUCCUCCAGAACGAGCACGCAAGAAAAGCUUAAUGCCCUCGAUGCGACCCUCAAGGCCCGGAUCGCCGAGCAGAACAACUCGCGCACCCGGAUGAGCUUCAAGAACGUGGAGGAGGUCGACCGCGAGAUCGCUCGCCUCGAAAAGAGUGUGGAUUCGGGAACUCUCCGCCUGGUGGACGAGCGCAAGGCGCUGGCUGAUAUCUCCAGCCUGCGCAAGCAGCGCAAGAACUUCGCUGGCUUGGACGAGGCCCAGAAGGUCAUCAACGAUCUCAAGGCUCAGAUCGCUGACCUGAAGAAGUCUCUCGACAACCCAGAAGCAAAGGCCCUGAGCGACAAGUACACCGAGAUCCAGAAGGAGCUUGACAGCAUCAAGGCCGAACAGGACAGUGCUUUCAAGAGCCUCAAUGCCCUGCGUGAUGAGCGUACCAAGCUUCAUGCCGAGCAACAGAAGAAGUGGUCCGCGAUCCGUGAGGUGAAGGACAACUACUACAAGGCUCGUAAGGCUUACAAGGAGUACGAGGAUAAGGCAUGGAAGAUCCGUCGUGAACGUCAGAAGGCUCAGCGCGAUGCUUUUGAGCGUGAGAAGAGGAAGAAGGUCGCUGACAAGAAGCUCGAAGAGGCCUCUCAAUUGGCCUAUACCGACGAGAUCCUCACUGCACAGGGUCUCAUUCGUCAUUUCGAGCCCACCUAUGACUUCGCCGCUCUGGGUCUUGAUGACAAGAAGAGCGAGUCUGGCGCCUUCCGUGCCGAAAUCGGCCGUACCGUUGACGACUCGAACAUGAAGGGUCUCCGGAUCCUUAAGAAAGAGGACCGCGAGGAGGACUACUUCGCGGGCACCGGUGGCAAGAAGGGAAAGAAGGGCAAGAAGAACGCCGCCGCCGGCGCUGCUGCUCCCGCCGAGAGUGCCAAGUUCAAUCUGAGCUUUGGUGUCAUCGAAGACUUCGCCAAGGUCAAGGUUGACCCUCCGAUGAACCAGUCCAACGUUCCUGCGGUCAUUGAGAAGCUGGCUGCUAAAAUUACCGAGUGGAAGUCUAACCAGGCCUCCAAGACCGAAGAGAACAUCAAGAAGGCUAAGGAAGAAAUCGCUCGCCUGGAAGCCGAGGAGACUGCCGCCGCUGAGAAGACCGAGUCCGAAGAACAGAACGGUGUCAAUGGCGACGCCGAUGCCAAGGAGACUGAUGCCGUUGCUGCUACCUCCGAGGAGCUGCAGAAGGCCUCUCUGGAGGAGAAGGCAUGA